Hyaloscypha bicolor E is the source of this 435-nucleotide messenger RNA. RefSeq lists its product as uncharacterized. The coding region runs from base 61 to 309 and encodes 82 amino acids. The record is from RefSeq and is a predicted model, not a curated record. Lineage: Eukaryota; Fungi; Ascomycota; Leotiomycetes; Helotiales; Hyaloscyphaceae. The transcript has a single exon.
GUUUAUACAAAUGUUAUGGUCUUGGCCCUGAUUUACUAACAAGGCUUUCAACCUACAGCCAUGGAAACUGUUACAAUAGCAACGCGGUGUGCUGUGACAACCCGGGAACACGUUGCACUAUUGGCAGCCUCUGUGGUGUGUGCAACCCGGGGCAGACUUGUGGCGAUAAUGGGGUUUGUCUUGGGAAUAACCCAACUACAACAACCCGGAUCCCCUUUCUACUGUACCAGCCACAGCAAUGAACAUUACAAGCAAAUUGCCAAUAUCUUCAUCUGGGAUUUUUAUAUCCUCGACCUCCCCGUCACCUAGUAUGUCCAGGUCUAUAUCUGUAUCUUCAUCUAUAUCUACUGUACUACGAGCCCUAUUAUAUCUUCAGUGUUGCCACAGAGUCAUCCACAAAGCUCCUCGUCGGCAACCGCACCUUCUAGUUUGACA